AAUAAAAUGAACAACACAGAGUGAAUCAGUAAGUUUGAGACACAGAUGAGUAAGAUCUAAAGGGCAAACAUGAACAACGACACAGGAUAUAACCGCCUGGUACCAAAUGGUGUCAUGCAAAACUUGAAGAAAUGCCAAGGAUUCAUGCAAAAAUGGAGGAACACAAUAAUUUUGGUUGUUGUUGUUGUCAUCUUCUUGAUCCUCACCAUUGCAGGAUGGGCCAUGUUCAUUGAUUGUAGGAACAAUUCUGCAGCAAGAGAGAAGGCGGCCUUGGAGAGAGAGAACCGACUAAGGGAGGAAGCUCAUAAAAACCUCACUGAAGCCAUACAAGACCUGACAGCUGAGGCAGGGAAAAAUCUAUCAGAUUGUAGGAACGAGUCUGCAGAAAGACAGAGAAAGGCCUUGGACAGAGAGAGAGCACAAAAUAUAACCAUACAAGAGAUGAAAGUGAAGAUUGAGAACAUCACAGAAAUGGCAGAGAAAAAACUAAAUUCAACGGUAAAAAAGAUAAGAGAAGAGGAGGAGAAGAAGAGAAUUAAAGGAGAAACAGAGAUACUAAAGAUUGAGACACAAAAGAGGAUCGAAGGUGAAAAGAAGAUCAGAGAUGAGGAGGAACAAAAGAGAAUCGAUGGUGAAAAGAAGAUCAGAAAAGAGGAGGAACAAAAGAGAAUCGGCGGUGAAAAGAAGAUCAGAGAUGAUGAGGAACAAAAGAGAAUCGAAGGUGAAAAGAAGAUCAGAGAUGAGGAGGAACAAAAGAGAAUCGAAGGUGAAAAGAAGAUCAGAGAUGAGGAGGAACAAAAGAGAAUCGAAGGUGAAAAGAAGAUCAGAGAAGAGGAGAGGAAGAGACAGGAUUUACAGAAGGAAAAAGACAGACUACAAAAUGAGAUUAAUAUGUUCAAGGUUAGAAGGCCUCUUUGUAACAUGGGUCACAUGAUUUCAACUGUACCCCAUGCACAUGGAAUCUGUCUGGCAUUUGUUUAUGUCAUCUCCCAGUGGACAAUAGCUUAAGUUAUUACCUCCGCCAAGGAGAUUAUGUUUUCAUCGGGGUUUGUUUGUAUUUUGUCUGUCUGUUUGUUAGCAAGAUAACUCAAAAAGUCAUGGAUGGAUUUCGAUGAAAGAAACAAUUACAUUUUGGGAGUGAUCCGUAUCACCGUCUGGAUUCAGGAGGCGGUUAUGUUUUUCGCUUGGCGGUGUAAUGGCAUGGUAUGGCCAUGUAGUGGCGAUCUCAAUAGUUUAGGUUCAAAUGUAUGACCACCAAGAAGGAAGUAACAAUGAGAGUUAUAUAGGCUACCCGUAUCCUGAUCGUUGUGUCCUUUAAUAUGUAGUUAGAGGAACAAUACAUGGAGUCAGCAGCUCAUAGCUCACGACAGAAGGAGUCUAGAGACUCAGAUAACCUGUCAGAAGGUUUUUUUGGUAUGGAGAGUGAAAACAGGUGACCUGUGGAGCAAGAGUAAGCGUGAUUUGCCGAAAGCAAGCAACGAGCCAGCGAUUAGCAAACAGCAUGCCGUAUGAACAACGUAUUCACACCACCGGGAGUGUUCGACAUCCAACCACGAUAUCCUGAGUUCAUUGCAGUUGACAGAAGCGGAGCUAAAGGACUAUAAGCAGGCUUUUCAUGGACAUUUUAUCGGAGUGCACAAUGUUAUUUAUGAGUUGCAUCCUGAUCAUUGUGUCCUUAAAUGUAUACCCUAGUUAAAGGAACAAGACAGGUGGAGGUCUGCGCUCUCUGAGUGCUUUUCCAGUUCAUUUUAUUUUCAUUUGAUUUUAAAUUAUCUUUGUUUUGUUUUUCUCAUUUGUAAUUUGAAUGUCUGUAAAGUUUGAAAGGUAUAGACAGUUACAUUUUCUUGCCUAACAGGGUCUGCAUGUACUAUAGGUCAAAAGAUAAUGGUACUCUGCAAUUCAUUGGUAAAUACGUUUUGUUUACCCGACUCCUGCCUAUACGGCCGACCUGCAACUGUUAUGUGGGUUAUGUUCUUUACCAACCCCACUCUCACUUAUGCCUGACCAACUUUUGCACUCUGCACGUAGGGGGCAACCACCGACUUCAAGGCACCUAACCCCAACCUUAACCCUAACCCUUGCCUAACCCUAGUGCCUUCCAUGCAGUGCUGCCUAGAAGACGGCAAUGGGGGCUUAAAGCAUCAUAAAACCCCUCCUGGCCAGGUCAACCCAUACAGAAAAAUCAAGGGAAAAAAUAUAUUCACAUACUGUAUAUGAAGCUGCAUCCAUCUUAUAUUUUAAUAGAUGGCUACAGUAUAUGUAAUAAAUAUAAAGUACAAUAAUGUAUGCAAAUAUAUGUGACACCUGUCACCCAAAAUGGAUAUCUUGAAAGUAGUGUGAAAGUCCAUGCUAAAUAUAUGUACAGUAAUUGUAUGCUGAAAACUACAGAGCCCAGGAGGUGUCAUUGCAAGAUUUGUUUUUUGUACCAAGAGAAUGUGCACUCAUUUCAGUAAAUUGUGCACUAAUUUAACUAAAUUGUAGUCUUAUUUACCAUUUUUGUGGGCUCAUUUUACUAAAUUGUGUGCAUGCUUUAAUAAAUAGUGCGCUCAUUUUACUAAAUUGUGCUCUCAAUUCAGUACAUUUUACUAAAUUCCCUUAUCAAAAAUCCUAUAGGAUUCCAAUCAGAUAUUGGUUGCCAAAUAGCAACAAUCGUAUAGGAUUUAGGAAUCAUAUUGGAUUUUGGUUCAAAAAUCUGGAAGAGGAAUGAGGGGUGAAUGUUAUUCUAAGCUCUGCUUUCUCCCCCCCCCCCCCCUCUCUCUCUCUCUCUCUCCCCCCUCCCUUUCUCUCUUCAUGUUUUGCUAGAAACAUUGUUUCAUCUGGCGUAUUUGAUUUAACUUGUUCAAUUUAAAUUCAAGUUUGUUUGUGAUUACGUUAACUUUGUUCCUUUGUAUAUUUACCUAUCUGGGUUUCACUUUACAUUCAACACAUGGUUUAAUGGAUGCAUUUACCGGCUUAAUGUCUAAUAAAUUGUUC
This is a messenger RNA of Sardina pilchardus (European sardine), 2973 nucleotides long. RefSeq lists its product as uncharacterized. Lineage: Eukaryota; Metazoa; Chordata; Actinopteri; Clupeiformes; Clupeidae. The transcript has 4 exons. The coding region runs from base 70 to 1008 and encodes 312 amino acids. The record is from RefSeq and is a predicted model, not a curated record.